Molecule: messenger RNA, 1701 nt
Organism: Vidua macroura (Pin-tailed whydah)
Lineage: Eukaryota; Metazoa; Chordata; Aves; Passeriformes; Viduidae
Gene: SLC1A7
Product: solute carrier family 1 member 7
Exons: 11
Coding region: 1-1701 (566 amino acids)
Biological process (GO): L-glutamate transmembrane transport
Cellular component (GO): plasma membrane
Molecular function (GO): L-glutamate transmembrane transporter activity; glutamate:sodium symporter activity; neutral L-amino acid transmembrane transporter activity
Source: RefSeq, a predicted model, not a curated record
AUGGCGGUGGCCCUGGAUGCAAUCCUCGCUCGGAUCAAAGAUGUUUGUAAAAGGAAUGGGCUGCUCAUCCUCUCCGUGUUGUCCGUCACCAUCGGCUGCCUCCUGGGAUUCUUCCUGAGGACGAGGCGACUCUCCCAGCAGGAAAUUAGUUACUUCCAGUUUCCUGGUGAGUUACUGAUGAGGAUGCUGAAAAUGCUCAUUCUCCCUCUGGUUGUCUCAAGCUUGAUGUCUGGGCUCGCAGCCCUGGAUGCCAAGACUUCCAGUCGCUUGGGAAUCAUAACUGUCACUUACUACCUGUGGACAACCUUUGUGGCUGUGGUUGUGGGAAUAAUUAUGGUGUCCAUUAUCCACCCUGGUGGAGCAGCACAGAAGGAGAGCACUGAGGAGGGUGGAAAGCCCAUCAUGAGCUCUGCAGACGCACUGCUGGACUUAAUCCGGAACAUGUUUCCAGCCAAUCUUGUUGAGGCCACAUUCAAGCAGUAUCGCACCAGGAGUAUUCCUAUCAUUAAAUCGAACAAAGCGGCAUCCGAGAGCACCACUCGUCGCAUCAUCAUCUACGGAGUCCAGGACGAGAACGGCUCCAAUGUCCAGAACUUUGCCUUGGAUAUCACCCCCCCUCCUGAAGUGAUUUACAAAUCAGAGCCAGGCGCCAGUGAUGGCAUGAAUGUACUUGGGAUUGUGAUAUUCUCUGCCACGAUGGGUAUAAUGUUGGGAAGAAUGGGGAACAGCGGCGUCCCUUUGGUCAGCUUUUGCCAGUGUUUGAACGAAUCUGUCAUGAAGAUAGUGGCAGUUGCUGUUUGGUAUUUUCCCUUUGGAAUCGUGUUCCUAAUAGCUGGCAAAAUCUUAGAAAUGGAUGACCCCUCAGCCAUUGGCAAGAAGCUGGGUUUCUAUGCCAUUACGGUGGUGUGCGGCCUGGUGGUGCACGGGCUCUUCAUCCUGCCAAUGAUGUACUUCUUCAUCACCAAGAAGAAUCCCAUUGUCUUCAUCAGAGGGAUCCUUCAAGCCUUGCUCAUUGCUCUGGCCACAUCCUCCAGCUCAGCCACUCUGCCUAUCACUUUCAAGUGCUUGCUGGAGAACAACCACGUGGACAGGAGGAUCGCGCGCUUCGUGCUGCCCGUGGGAGCCACCAUCAACAUGGACGGGACGGCGCUGUACGAGGCCGUGGCCGCCAUCUUCAUCGCCCAAGUCAACAACUACGAGCUGGACUUUGGGCAGAUCAUUACCAUAAGUAUCACAGCAACAGCUGCCAGCAUAGGUGCUGCAGGCAUCCCACAAGCUGGCCUGGUGACAAUGGUCAUUGUUCUCACCUCGGUGGGGCUCCCAACAGACGACAUCACAUUGAUUAUUGCCGUCGACUGGGCACUAGACAGGUUUAGAACAAUGAUCAAUGUCCUGGGGGACGCGCUGGCUGCUGGGAUCAUGGCCCACAUCUGCCGGAAGGAGUUUAUCAAGGAUGGUGACGAGGUGCCAUUGAUCUGUGAAACUAAGCCUAUUAACAUCCAUCAGAUUGUGGCUUACCAGAGGAAUGGCUGUGUGAAGACCAUGAAUGAAUCUCGUGGACCAGAAACAGAGAAAGGGUUGCAGCACCAUAUACCCAUACAAGUGGAGCAAGAAGAAACUCCAGUGGAGAAUCACACAAAAAAAUCCAACAGUAAAGACCACUGCACUAUUGAAAUAAAUGAACUAGAAACAAAUGUGUGA